Molecule: messenger RNA, 4248 nt
Organism: Thecamonas trahens ATCC 50062
Lineage: Eukaryota; Apusomonadida; Apusomonadidae
Exons: 2
Coding region: 1-4248 (1415 amino acids)
Biological process (GO): intracellular signal transduction; cyclic nucleotide biosynthetic process
Molecular function (GO): protein binding
Source: RefSeq, a predicted model, not a curated record
AUGGAGGGUGACACGGUUGGAGCGUGUGCGCGGGUGGGGAACCUCUCGUCGGACUUUAGCGACUCUCUCGCACUGGCGCACCUCAUCAACGUUGUCUUUGAGCUGGAUGUCUUCAAUGCGUACCAUGGCGGUGGCGUGGUUCUCGCGCGGCCACUCAACCCGACCGACGUCCUGUACAACGCCCGCAUCCUGCUCGACGUGCUCAAAGCCCGCGAGCUCAAGGUUAUGUGCCACGCCAUGGACAUCGAGGCCGGCGACCGUGAGCGCAUUGUCUGGCUCAUCCUCCAGAUUGCGCAGUACUACUACGCGCACAACAUGGGCGUCAUUUUCCCGGCGCUACUGGCGGACCCGGCUGAGUCGCCGGCGACGCUCAAGAUCGAGAGCGUGGCGCUCCAUGGGCUGAGCAACGAGCUCCUGACCCGACUGGACGAGUGCCCGCGGGACAAGCGGCCGCGCGGAAUCCACGUCCCGAGCAUCCGUAACUUUGCCAACGGAUGGGAAGAGCCGGUGACGCUGCUGUCGCUGAUGUGGGCGCUGGCACCGGACGCCUUUGACAUUCCAGCCAUUCUCUCGCUCGACAACCCCAAGGAGCAGUUCCGCGCCAUCCUUAACACGGCUUACGGAGCCGACGUCUGCCUGUCGCGUUUUCUCGUCGCGGAGGACUUUGACAAGGUGGAGGAGGUCUCGCUGGCCAUGUUUGCGGCGGAGAUGUGUCUCAAGGCGCGGCGCGACCCACGGUUUCGCAUCUUUGUGCCUGGCGGGGCCAAGAGCGGCGAGGGCGCUGCCGGCAGCGAGAGCGCGACGGCCAAGGCGUCACUUGAAGAGUACGUAGUGACGCUGCAAAUGGAAGUCGAGUCGCUCCGCGACCGCGUCCAGCAGCUGCAAGCCAAUGAGGCUGCGCUGCAGGUCGAGAUCUACGACACGUCGGCCAGGGUCGCGCCGCUCUCGUCGCAGCUGGAGGAGCAAGAGGCGCUCAUUCUCCAGCUUCGCGAGCAGCUGGCGCAGGAGCGGUCGCGGCUGGUCCUUGUGGAGAAGCGCAAGGCCGAGGUUCUCGCGCGGGCUCAGGAGGCGGUUACGCGAUCCAAGGCCGAGCGCGACGCCGCAGAUGCGCGGUUCAAGCGGGCGCUCGACGCCUCGCAGGAGCUCUCCAAGAAGUUCAAGCGGAUGAAGCUGCAGAUGGAGCUUCGCGCCAAGCAGCAAGAGGAGUCGACGCGGGCGAACCAGGGCGUUGUCCCGCCAGGCUCGACUGCGUUCAACUCGCCCGAGUACGAGAAGAUGCGCGACCAGCUAGCGGACUCGAUGGAUCCAGCGGUUGUGGGACCCAACCCGGUAGUCAUCAUGUUUACCGACAUCCAAGGCUCGACUUCGCUCUGGGAGCGCGACGCCGAGGCCAUGGCCAAGGCGCUCACCGUCCACAAUAACGUGUUCCGGGCUUUUCUUCCGCGGAUGCGCGGGUACGAGGUUAAGACCGAGGGUGACGCCUUUAUGGUUGCCUUUGAGUCGCCCAUCGACGCUAUUGUGUGUGCGCUGACGCUGCAGAAAGAGCUGAUGCGAUGCGAGUGGCCGCCGUCAAUCCUCGACUCACCCACCACUUCGGAGGUCCGUGACCGGUUCGGCAACAUCAUUUGGCGCGGACUGCGUGUUCGCAUGGCGCUCCACUACGGCACGCCGGAGCUCCGCAUGGACCCGCUCACCGGGCGCAUGGACUACUUUGGCCCGAUGGUCAACCGCGCUGCGCGAGUCGAGGGUGUGGCCAAGGGCGGACAGGUUGUUGUCUCGGAGCCGUUCUACCACCACGUCAAGGACCUGCUGCCGACCAUGCGCGGCUCAGCGCCGCCGGACGCCAAGUAUCUCGGCGAGUUCACCUUUAAGGGCAUCGCCGAGUCGAUGAAGUGUUAUGAGAUUCGCGACCCGAUGCUCAAGGAGCGGGUCUUUCUUGACAACAAGAAAAAAGCGCCCCCCAAACCGCCCGGUGCGGCCGAUGCACCCGGUGAAGGCGGCGAGGCGGGCACCAGCGACGCGGCAGUCGAGCAGAGUGCCAUCAAAGAUGCGGCGGCGAGCCUCGACGACGAGGUGCGCGCGCUCGAGAAAGAGAACGCGGCGCUCAUGGACGAGCUCCGCGACAUUGGCAAAAACAUCGACGAGUCCGAGGCACACGCUGCCCAGCUCGCGUCAGAGCUCGAGGCCGCAGACCGCGGCUUUGACGAGCUUAGCGCCGACCAAGGCCGGGCAAGGCUCGACAUGCUUGUCGCCAAGUUUCACGAGCUGGAGAAGACGGUCAAGGGCCUCUCGGACAAGGUGGUGCCGGCCAUGUCGACGUCGGAUCACCUGAGCGAGCAGCUGGGCGCGGUCCUCUCGCGGGUCCACAUGUUACAGUCGCAGGCGGUUUUCACCUCGGGCGUCUCGCAAAAGUCAGUCACUGCUGCCUCGGAGCUGAUGCAGACCUUUCUGGAGAGCAAGGAAGAGGCGAUCGAGGCAUCCAAGGCCGCACUUGCCCGCAAAACCAGCCAGGUCGACAAGCUCAAGAAGCGUGUUCGCCAGCUCCUCCGCGACGUUGCCUACCUCAAAGCCGUCAACUCGGGAACGGUGGCGCGGCGGGCGAGCGAGUCUGGGAUACGCAGUGGGAGCCCAAAGGGCUCGCCGUCGGGCUCGCCGGGCGGGCGACGUAUGUCGACGAGCAGCGGGCCGGGACGGCGCCGCGGUGAGCGUCGGCUCUCGAUCGGCUCUGCCAUGCAAUUGCCGCGGACCAUCAACGAGUACCCAGCACACUCGCCGCGGUCAAGCACCCCGAUACUUGGCCACACACCGCGAUCAAUAAGCGCAGGGGCGUCACCACAGACAAGUCCACAACCCAGUCCGCGGGCCUCAUCGCGCACAUCAGCCGGCUCUAUCCACGACGGGACGAAGCCGUUCCUUGGGCGCGAAGGGCGCACCGGCGGCGGCAAGGCAGGGCCCAAAGCGACGCAAAAGGUGUCGCGGACACCAAAGCGCAAGGAUGGACGUCCACGGGCCCGCAACGCAAAUCGGGUCGACGAAAAGGCGCUGCGCGAGCGCGAGCGGAAGCGGAUCCGCGUGCGGGAGCGCAGGCGGCUCGAGGGCGAGGGCAAAAGCGAGGUCGGGCACGGCCGCGGGCGCGGGCGCGGACGGGAGGUCCGAAAGCGGCGGCGGCCGCACCAUGUCACGCCGAUCCCAGCCAUCGGACGGCAGUUCUCGAACGAGAUCGCGCCAGAGCUGACGACGUCGCCACUGCUGGCAUCGGCGGCAGAGCCCGGAGCGAUUCCGCGACGACGGCGGGUUCGGGUCAAAAAGCAGUCGACGUCGACUGCUGACGACCGGCAUCCGCUCGCCAGGUCGGUGACCAAGUCGGCGUCAAUGACAUCGUCAGUUGAGCUGCCGACGCCGAACAUCAUGGUUACCAUCGAGGGCGUCGGAUCAACCUCGCCUGGGCGGCCGAGCGGCGGCAGCUUGUCGUCGUCGGACAUGUACUCGGACUACUACCAGUACUCGGACGAGGGAAAAGAGGCAGCCGCCGACAAGGUACACAGGCGGCGGCGGCGCAAACUGCGGCGGCGGAAGAAGCGGCGAAAGUACGUGGCAGCUGUCGGCGACAUGCCCGACGUCCAGAUUGAGCCAUACUCGGGAACGUUCAACUCGAUGCCCGACUCGCGGCUCUCGGCCACCACUUCGGAGCAGAUGGCGUCGGACAUGGUAGCCUCGCUCGGCAACGAGUUUGAGAACACGGAGCCAUCAAGCCCGGAUCAGGGCACGAUGUCCAAGGCGUGCUCCGAGUCGGGCCUGACGUCAUCGUCGUCGAGCGCAUCGUCGAGCGUGUCAUCAAGCGCGUCGUUGAGCUCGUCGGCAACGCGAUCAGACACCUCGUUUCACGCGCGAGCGAUGGACUCACCGCAGAUUAUCAUCGAGCCCGGAUCGAUGGCGUCAGACUCGUCCCUGGUGUUCAGGACACCAGCUGCUGCAACAAGUGCGGGUACCGGGUCCGACUCGUGUUCGUGCUCGUCCGACGGGCAUGGAUGGAGCCAGGACGAGUCGUGCUCGUCGGACGGCUCGGUCCGUGUCACGCGCGGCGCGAUCUCGUCGGACAAGUCAACGCCCAACUCACCGCCCGCCUCAUCCAUUUCAUCAAUCCAAGGACCAGGCUUCCUCGACAUGGACGACUUUGACUCUGACGACUUUGACGUUUCGUGCUCGGUCGAUUCGAGCGGAUCCGACUCGUCGAUCGACAUCGAGUGA